CCUCAUUCAGCCACGGAGCGCAAAGGAGACGGAGCUCUGCGGAUCCACAGCAGAGCGUCAGGAACCAGAGUGCGCAUGGAGCUGCUGCCCCGGGGAGCUCGGACGCUGCUGCCGCCGCUGCUGCUGCUGCUGCCGCCGCUGCUGCUGCUGCCGCCGCUGCUGCUGCUCGGCCUCAGCCGCCCCGUAGGAGCCGGAGAUGGCCGCAGAGUAUGCCAGGGGACGAGUAACCUCCUGACUCUGCUGGGAACUCGGGAAUACCAUUACGAAAGCAUGGUGAGGAUGUACUCCAACUGCUCUGUGGUUCUGGAGAACCUGGAGAUCACGUACACUCUGGAAAACCAGGACCUGUCCUUCCUGCAGUCAAUCCAGGAAGUUGGGGGCUACGUUCUGAUCGCCAUGAACGAUGUGGCGACCGUCCCGCUGGUCAAUCUAAGGCUGAUCCGAGGACAAAACCUCUACGACAAGUUUGCUCUGCUUGUGAUGUCCAACUACCACAGCAACAACAUUACUGGAGCGCCCAGAUACACCAGCGGCCUGCGGCAGCUGCAGCUCAGCCGCCUGACCGAGAUUUUAAAUGGAGGGGUGAAGGUAACCAACAAUCCUCUUUUGUGUAACAUGGAGAAAAUCCAGUGGUGGGACAUCGUUGACAAAGCCAGAAAUUUCAGCGUGCUUCUGAAGUUUGACGACUACAAGCGAGAUUGUGAGAGGUGUGACCCCGGGUGUGUCAACGACUCAUGUUGGGCAGCGGGACCGGAUCACUGUCAAAAAUUCACCAAGCUAGUGUGUGCUGAGCAGUGUGGGCCCGGGAGGUGUAGCGGCCCCAAACCCUUGGACUGUUGUAACCAACACUGUGCUGCAGGCUGCACUGGACCUCUAGCCACUGACUGCCUGGCCUGCAAAAACUUUAAUGAUGAUGGUAUCUGUAAGGACUCCUGUCCUCCUUUAAACCUCUAUAACCACAAAAGCCAGCAGGUGGUCGAAAACCCCAACGCCAAGUACAGCUUUGGAGCAACGUGUGUUAAGGCCUGCCCACACAAUUACGUGGUGACUGAGGGCUCAUGUGUCCGGGCCUGCAGCCCCAACACAUAUGAGGUGGAGGAGAAUGGAGUCCAACGCUGCAAAAGAUGCGAAGGGCCUUGUCCUAAAGCCUGUGAUGGAGUCGGCGUUGGUAGACUCACCAACACAAUCGCUGUCAACUCUUCAAACAUCGAAUCUUUUAGGAAUUGCACAAAGAUCAAUGGAGACAUCGUUUUCCUCAAAUCUUCCUUUUCGGGAGAUCAGCACUACAACAUCCCACCCAUGGACCCUAAGAAGCUGGAAUACUUCAGGACAGUGAAGGAAAUCACAGGGCACCUCUUGAUCCAGACCUGGCCAGAGAACAUGACGUCUCUGUCUGUGUUCGAAAACCUGGAGAUCAUCAGAGGGAGGUCCCUGUUUGUGAAUAAAUACAGCUUUGUGGUGGUGGGUGCCGAUAACCUGCAUUGGUUAGGCCUGCGGUCCCUGAAGGAGCUGAGUGCCGGGAACGUGCGCCUGAAGGACAACAAACUGCUGUGUUACUCCAAAGCCAUGAACUGGUCCUACCUUUUCAGAGACAAAACACAAAUAGUGGAUCAAACUCCCCCAGUGGACGUGUGCGAAGGGCAGAAUCAAACCUGUGACCAGCAGUGCUCGAGCAAGGGCUGCUGGGGUCCAGGCACCAACAUGUGUCUGUCCUGCCAGUACUUUAACCGCAAGCAGCACUGUGUGGAGCGCUGCAACUUGCUACAGGGUGAACCUCGGGAGGUGGAGGUGGAAGGCAGCUGUGUCGAGUGUCACCCAGAAUGUUUGGUGAUGACUGGGACCCAGACCUGCCACGGACCGGGGCCAGACCAGUGUUCCCAGUGUGCCCACUUUAAGGAUGGUUCCCACUGCGUACGGAUGUGCCCCCAUGGAGUUCUUGAUGACGAAAACAUGUUGAUUUGGAAAUAUGCUGAUCAGAAUGGCCAGUGCCAGCUGUGCCAUCAGAACUGCUCUCAGGGGUGUUCUGGACCAGGACUGUCGGGGUGCUCGAGAACCACUACACACUCCUCUCUGGCAGUGGGCGUGGUCAGCGGGCUUCUGGUCGCAGUAAUCGUCUUACUGUUUGUCCUUGUGUAUGUGCGCCGGCAGCGAAUUAAGAAGAAGAGGACUUUACGGCGCUUGUUGCAGGAGAAGGAGCUGGUGGAACCUCUAACUCCAAGUGGUCAAGCUCCCAACCAGGCGCUGCUGAGGAUCCUGAAGGAGACAGAGUUCAAGAAGGUCAGGGUGCUCGGCUCAGGUGCAUUUGGGACAGUCUUCAAGGGUCUGUGGGUUCCCGAGGGGGAGAACGUUAGGAUCCCAGUUGCCAUCAAAGUCCUUCGAGAGGCCACAUCACCCAAAGCAAAUCAAGAAGUCCUAGAUGAGGCGUAUGUGAUGGCGAGCGUGGAUCACCCUCACGUGUGUCGUCUGCUUGGCAUCUGCCUGACAUCCUCCGUUCAGCUUGUGACUCAGUUGAUGCCGUACGGCUGUUUGCUGGACUAUGUCCGGCAGCACAAGGACCGCAUCUGUGCCCAGUGGCUGCUCAACUGGUGUGUCCAGAUCGCCAAGGGCAUGAACUACCUGGAGGAGCGCCACCUUGUGCAUCGAGAUCUGGCAGCAAGGAACGUCCUGCUGAAAAAUCCAAACCAUAUUAAGAUCACAGACUUUGGCCUGGCCAAGCUGCUGACAGCUGAUGAGAAAGAAUACCAUGCAGAUGGAGGAAAGGUUCCCAUAAAGUGGAUGGCCUUAGAGUCAAUCCUACAGUGGACCUACACUCAUCAGAGCGACGUGUGGAGCUAUGGGGUGACUGUUUGGGAGCUGAUGACAUUUGGUUCCAAACCCUAUGACGGCAUCGCGGCCAGUGAGAUCGCCACAGUGCUGGAAAGGGGAGAGCGUCUGCCUCAGCCACCGAUUUGCACCAUUGACGUCUACAUGAUAAUGGUUAAAUGCUGGAUGAUUGACCCAUCUAGUCGUCCCAAGUUUAAAGAGCUGAUCAUGGAGUUCUCUCAAAUGGCUCGUGACCCAUCCAGAUACCUCGUCAUCAGGGGAGAUUUGCCGAGUCCGUCAGACUCCAGGUUUUUCUCCCGCCUGCUGAGCUCAGAUGACAUGGAGGAAAUAGCUGAUGCAGAUGAAUACCUGCUACCAAACAAACGCCUGAUUCCCCCUGACAGCCAUCCAUGCGGUGCAACGAAUGGUCAUCUGGUCAGAGAGAACAGCGGGGCUCUGCGAUACAUUACUGACCCCACCCAGAGUGGGCUGGAUAAGGAUGACAUUUUCGGCCAUGAAUACAUGAACCAGAGUGUCAGUGAAACCAGCAGGAGCAGCAGGUUGUCGGAGGUUCUGAAUCCCAACUAUGAGGAUCUGAGCCUGGCUAGCAGCACUGCCUCACUUCACCUCUCACCAGAAAAUUUGGAGCCCUCAGGACCUCAAUACCUAAACACAACAAAAGUUCAGCGCCCCCUGCAGGCCAGUGACAGCCUUGAAAACCCAGACUACCAGGCUGCCUUCCUUUCCCCCACAGGCACUGCAUCAUUGGGAAACAGUCUGUUCCUUCCUGCAGCAGAGAACCUUGAGUACUUGGGACUUAGUGCUGCACAGUGUGCCCCUGUACGCUAGGGGGCAGCGGUGUGCAACUGUUUGCAGGGCCAAGCUAUGGUUUACUUUAUUCAGGCAGCUCCGUAUUUAAAUCCACGUUUUUUUCUGUCAGUCAUUUUAGGCAAAUGUUGUCUUGUUGAGUCUGAAGUGGAAACCCGACUGCCUUUAGUCCAGAACCAUAACAUUAAAUCAAGAUAUUUGAUGGGUGGGACCCAAAGAACCCAGCUCAGACCCUCAGUUCCGUCUCUGCUAACGUGGAAUCGGAUUUGAGGAGGUUUCAUGCAGACUGCAGGCUCAUACUGGACCAGCUCGACCAUCCAUUCUGCAGCUUCUUUCUCACAGUGCUGGAACAUGUCCUUCACUUGAUGAAUCCACAUAAAGCACCUGCCUACCACAAACACAAGGCACAAAAGCAGAGGCACGUUUGAAAAAACAUCUGGUUUGAGGGACAGAAGUGGUUUCACAGUGCUAAUGCUGGGGAGCGCGGCCUUUCCACAGAUGUUACUCUGGAGCUGUCGCACUGCAACAAGCUGUACACCUCCAGUCUCCAAUCAAGACCGUAUGUAUCCAUUGGAGCAUCAUGUUUGAAAACUGUGGAUGGUAAUCCAAGUCAAACUGUGAAAAUAAAACUGUUGGUUCUCAUCUUUGGGGGUUAAAGUUUAGCCAGACCUCUUCUGUUAGGAGUUCAAGCAGACAGCAGCGCCCCCUGCUGGUUCUGUGCAGACUUCGUACCUCCACAAUGCCACAGGCACCUCCUUAACACUGUAAAUAGACAACUAAAAGCACUGAGUUUGAAUGUUUAAAGAAGAUACUGUCAGUGUAAUGUUUUUAAGUGUUCACUGUUUUUGCUAAUAUCCCUCCUAGACCCCUCGCCCCAACCAUGAAUCUGAUCCUCAGGUGAAGAUGAUGAACAGCAUUUGUGUUCUGGUUGUUUGUGUAAAUUAUGAAGCUCUGUCACCAGAACCUAGCAUCAGACUCUUCUUCAGGUCCCUGACUUUGGUUUGUGUGUCCGUAUGUAGCAUCCUAGUUGAACUUUUAUGGGGGUCUAACAGGUUUUAACUGCGACUUACUUGACAAGAAUGAGCCAAACGUCUUGCUAAUUUGUGUUUGCUGCUGAUUUGAAUGUAUAAAAGCUGUGUGUGCAUCAUU
This is a messenger RNA of Oryzias latipes (Japanese medaka), 4779 nucleotides long. Its product is annotated as melanoma receptor tyrosine-protein kinase. Gene Ontology annotation, biological process: neurogenesis; multicellular organism development; cell surface receptor protein tyrosine kinase signaling pathway. Gene Ontology annotation, molecular function: epidermal growth factor receptor activity; ATP binding; epidermal growth factor binding. Gene Ontology annotation, cellular component: basal plasma membrane; plasma membrane; signaling receptor complex. The record is from RefSeq and is a predicted model, not a curated record. Lineage: Eukaryota; Metazoa; Chordata; Actinopteri; Beloniformes; Adrianichthyidae.